Messenger RNA from Daphnia pulicaria, 1904 nucleotides. RefSeq names its product unconventional prefoldin RPB5 interactor-like. Gene Ontology annotation, molecular function: transcription corepressor activity; phosphatase inhibitor activity; chromatin binding. The record is from RefSeq and is a predicted model, not a curated record. Gene Ontology annotation, biological process: negative regulation of transcription by RNA polymerase II; negative regulation of phosphatase activity. Bases 191 to 1597 code for a protein of 468 amino acids. The transcript has 5 exons. Lineage: Eukaryota; Metazoa; Arthropoda; Branchiopoda; Diplostraca; Daphniidae.
ACGUGUUGUAAUUUCAAUUUCCUCGAACGUUCGUUGCGGUCGGGAAUCCGGUGCGGCAACGCCUGACUGCCACUCGUCGCUCUCGGUGUGUGUGUCACACUUUUUUCUUCUGCUGGAGAAUCGGAUUUGAAAUAAUAAAAAAGAGCCACGAGAGACAUUAUAACAUAGAUUAAUUAAUAAAAUAAAAACAAUGGCGACGGCCGACGAUGUGCAGGUUUCGCCAGUCACAUCCGGUAGUAGUAAUCCUCUCGUCCAAUUGCUUCAACACCAAACCAAAGCAGCGGAUAUCGUCAAGGAGAAGGUGAAGAAAUUGACAAAGUUCAAGGAAGACUAUGAAGCCCUCAAAGCCAGAUUGGAAUCACUGCCUGACAAAGUCUCACACCAAGUCAUGGUCCCUUUUGGAAGCCUGGCCUUCGUACCUGGCAGAGUCAAGCACACAAACGAGAUCCUCUGUCUGCUGGGUGACAACUGGUUUGUCGAGAGAUCUGCCAAGCAGGCCGCCAAGAUUGUGGAGCGGAGGAUACAAGGCUGCAAUGAAUCUCUGAAAAGGUUUGACGCUGAGCUGAAAUCGGUGAACAGCUGGUGUGAUCAGGCCAACAAGUACAAAAAGGACCUCAAUCAGGGACUCAACAUAUUGGAGACAGAGGAAGAGGACGAACAAUGGAGAGAGGAGCACCGAAAGCGAGUCCGAGAAUACAAGCAGAAGAUGGCCGCACUGAAACAAGCAUCAGCCGAGGAAUCUCAAGAAAGGUCCGAAGAGGAGGAAUUGUUUAGGAGGUUGGACGAGCUGGAAAUGGAAGAGGAGCUGCAAGACGAGCUGGCCAAGUUAGGUGUGGGAAAUGGCGAUAUCGACUGGGGGGAUGAGUUGGUAGAAGAAGAAGAAGAAGAAGAAGACGAAGCCAUUAGCGUCGAAGAACCACCAGAAGAAGAAGAACCACAGGAAGAAGAAAAUAAAAAGAAGAGCGUGAGAUGGUCAGAGAGUCCUGACGCUGUCAAACAGUUUCGGCGUGACGAGCUGAUCCUUCCUGGUGCCGCCCACGACGGCCACGAAGAGGACAAGAACCAAGACACGUUGAAAAUCACCUUUAAACAUUCGCCCGUGUCGUCGUCGUCAGCAGCGGCCAGUUCAAACAAGAGAAAAGCCAAGUUUGCCUCUUUUAUCGCCGAGGCCGAUCCGUCGUCGUCGUCGUCGUCGUCGUCGGUGGUGUCCAGUCCGUCUGAAAUCUUUCGCAAGUUUAGGAGCCACACGACGGAGCCUUCCGGUGGGGAGCCGAGCAGCAGCAGCAGCAGCGAGCCCAAAUCGAUAUUGAAAGUGAAAAAAUCGACGACGCCGGUGAUUGAGAUUGUGCAGAGACAGAAACAAAAGCAGAAGCUGCUGGAGGAGGGACCAGACGCGAGCGGUCCAGCUGCAGAUCCAGAUCGGUCGAGCCUUUUACAACAACAACAAAUAACGGCCGUUGGUGAUGAGGUCAAGGAGAGAGGAGAAACAGCAUCCUCACAAGUCGGAGCAGCAGCAGAAGGAGGAGGAGACGAAUCUGUCAACACCCACCGACCCGUCAGUCGCUUCAGGGCCGCCCGGAUGGGCAAGAAACUCUGAGAUGGGCAAGAAACAACAACAUAUCUCUGUGCCCUCGAAAAAAAAAACACAAUAAUAAUCACACAAUCUACGCCGCCAUCUAACGGAUAAAUGACGGAUGUCUGUUGUUGUGUUAUUGCGGAUGCAGUCGACUACUUUUUUUCUAUCUCGGCGGGCGACGAGUGAGUGAUGGCGUGAAAGAUGAACAAAGAAAAUGUUUGCGGAAUCUUUGCUUGUUUUGUUGUACCAAAUUGUAUUGAGUGCCGAAGUGAAUCGGUACAGCAACGCGUUCAGAAGAUCAACCAAAAUAGAUUCAUUUUUCACAUUU